UCUGGCUUUGGUGAGGCGCUGCUCUUCCUGGAGUUCCCGGUGGGUUUUACGCCAGCGACAAGAUGGUGGUUAAGAGCGAGUUCGUGUCGUCCGGCUACUACGUGCAACAGCGACCCUGGACACCAACCAAGAGGAGGGGACCCAUCUCGUCCGACUUCAAAACCCCAGGACCGGGCGCGUUCACCAUUCCAUCAACCAUCGGUUACCAAACCAGCACAAAUGUCACCAAGGGCUCGAAGGCUCCGUCCUACUCAUUCGGCGCUAAGAUAGAAGAAAAGAAGGACCUUUUCGUUCCUGGACCCGGAACGUACAACAUCGCCGGUCUUUCCGAGAAAGGCAAGGAAACUGUGCCGGCGCCCUUCAUUGCCGCCAAGAUCAAGGAACCCGAGGGCUUCAAGACACCAGCGCCCGGAGCCUACAACCCGGAGAAGGCCGAAGGCAGCGUACUCAACGCGGCUCCCAGCUACACUUUCGGGUCCAAGAUCAAGGAUCCCAAGCCAGCCGACAUCCCCGAGUCCGACCACCAGAGCCAGGAAGAAACUCGCCGCCCGCUCAUAAUCAGGAACAGGCGUGCUCCCAGAUUCUCAUUCGGACUAAAAUUAAAGAGCCUCUUCAGACCCAACGACUACCCGGCGCCUGGGACUUACGACGUCGAAAAAAGCCAGCCAGUAGUCUACCCUAAAUCCCCUUCCUUCUCCAUACGUCGUAGAUUUCCCGACCCAAGUCCGGAUGUGUUUCCUGCACCCGGAGACUACAGGCCGGAAAAAGCAGACGAUACGGUGUACCCAAAAUCACCAAGUUACUCUAUACGCCGCAAGUUUAAAUCUACAGAUCCCGAAAGCUUCCAGUACCCCGCUCCGGAUGCCUACAGUCCCGAACGCUGUCAAGGGGCACUUGCCAAAGCACCCAAGUAUUCUUUCGGAAACAAGCACAAAGACAAAGAACCAGACAACUAUGAAGUACCCGCGCCAGGAAGUUACGACACGAAGAGAUCUGAACGAGUUGUCUUCUCAAAAGCACCAGAGAUCAGCAUGGGCUGCAAGUUGAACGGAGUCACGCCAGAUGGCUCAGAGUUUCCUGGUCCCGCAACAUACAAUGCCCGAACGAACGAAGAGAGUUCUUUUUCGAAACCACCGAGUUAUUCGAUUGGACGAAGGCUACACAGUCCUCAAAGGGAAAGCUUCCCCGCACCGACAGACUACGAUCCCGUAAAGGCGGACGGCACAGUCUACACUAGGAGUCCAAAGUACUCCAUAGGCUUCAAGCUCAAAGAGAGACCUCCAGACUUCUUGGAAUUUCCAGCUCCAGGUAAUUAUGACGUCGACAAAGCCGACAUGUGGAUACGUAGCAGCACCCCAAAGCCGAGCAUCGGUUUGAGACUAAGCAAGAGGCUACCAGAGAGCUACGACUACCCUGGUCCAGGAGAUUAUAGCAUUGCCAAAUGCGACUCGGCGACCUUCGAAAGUUCGCCAAAGUACAGCAUAGGCAUAAAGCCCAAAGAAACGACACAAGAAGACAGUGGAUUUCCUGCUCCAGGCGAAUACGCCAUCGCCAAAUGCGACAACGCGACCCGACACAGCAGUCCCAAGUUCAGUAUGGGCACGAAGCCGACAUGGUCACUUCAAGAAGGCGCAGAUUUCCCCGCCCCAGGAGACUACAACGUGGCGAAAUCUGACAACGUGAGACUGAGCAACUCGCCCAAGUACAGUAUCGGAACAAAACUCAGGGAAACACUUCCGGAAAGCGCCGAAUUUCCGGCUCCAGGAGCUUACAGCAUUGACAGGGGAGAUGCUGUGAUAAGCUGCGCUAGCCCAAAAUACAGCAUCGGAUCCAGAUUAAGGACGAGGUUACCCGAAAGUGCUGACUUUCCUGCUCCAGGACACUACAGCGUCGAGAGAGGAGAAACCUUAAUAAGAAGUAGUAGUCCCAAGUACACAAUGGGUUCCAAGCCAAGGGAAACGCUUCCUGAAAAUGUCGACUUUCCCGCUCCCGGAACAUACGACCCCACCAGAAGCGAUGCCGUCAUUUACAGCAGUUCGCCGAAGUACAGUGUAAGCUGUAGAUUCACGGAAAGACCGCCCGAGUCCAUCAUGUUUCCCGGUCCCGGAGACUAUUGUCCGGAUGUAUCCGACCAUGUCGUGAAGAUGAGGCCGCCACAUUACAGUUUUGGCUGCAAACUGAAGCCGCCUAGGCCUUACAGCGCGGAAUAUCCCGCGUCUUGUACUUAUAGUCCCGAGCACAGCACCAAAGCCGUCCGCACAUCGGCGCCCAAAUUUACGUUCGGAAGCAAAAUAUCGGACGCCUCGCCUGAGCGGCAUCUUUACCCUGGCCCGGCUGACUACGAUCCAGUCAAAGGGAGAGAAUAUGUGUCUAGGAGAGCUCCCAGAUAUAGUUUCCGGUCGAGGCUGAAGGAGAGGCCGCCGGACAACCUUCAAUUUCCCGCGCCGGGAUCUUACGACCCGGACAGAGGCAAUCCAGCGCUGUUCGGCUCACUUCCAACACGAAGCAAGUCCAGGAGCCCCCGAAGGACAAGAUCACACGAACGCGACGACAGAAAUGGAACAGAAACUGAAGACAAAUCAGCAGGAGAAAUGCGGCGUAGCAGAUCACUUCGAAUCGUAAGAAGCGUUAAAGAUCAAGAACUCUCAGGAAAAGAGAACAUCUCAAAAUCGGAGGGCCACAUUGCAUCGCGCCAACGCAACGUAACCUUUCAGCAACCUAGGGAAAGAAAAUGUCGUUCAAAGAGAACUGACAUAUCCGUUGAAAAGGCGACGAAUAAGGGUACAUGCCUCAAACAAUCAGUGGUAGAUGGCAGCUUGACCAAGAGGACGACGCUUCUCGAGACGUCUAUGGACGCUCCAAAAAGACACUUGUCUCCAGAAUCGAAGAUCCGCAAUAUUGUAAGUCCCCCGAGGACCAUCAAGAUGGCGCCAAGGUCUCCAGAUGGAGUAGAUUUUUGGAAACCUCCUGGCGCCGGACCUUUCUAUGCCAGACUUCAUCAGUCUGGCGACCCUUCGUCAGCUGUUUCUCCUGCCGAAGCAGAAGACAACAGCAAAGUGACGUUUGAAUCAGGAGCUAGCCUCCUUUCCAGGGAAGGCUUUGCAGGACCAUCACGUGAUCAAACAUUCGGAUCAGAAUAUUACGACACUAGCGUAUGCGAGAAGCUACGUUUCUCUCACUGCCCCACCUUUCCGAUGCGAGGAAAAACGAAGAUGCCCAAAGAGCCUACGCCCGCUCCUGGAGAUUAUGACCCAGAGAAGGCAGAUCCUUGGGUGAGACCCGUGUCUCCAUCAUAUUCAUUUGGACUCAAGAUUUCAUGUCAGCCGUCGUGUGACCUUCCCGCUCCUGGGGACUACAGUCCUGAAAGAGCCGACAAGGCUGUCUACCCAGCGGCGCCCAGAUGCUUUUUCAGUCGAAGAACGGAGGACAUCGACGACACGUUCGAAAGACGUCACUCACCCGGCGCCUACUGUCCCGAGAAGGCCGACACAGUGCUUGCUGCCACACCUGCUUACAGCUUUGGUUUGAAGCCUAAGGACUUGAGGCCCGAUGACAUUCCCGCACCUGGCAGCUACAGCCCAGAGAAAGCUGACAAAGUGCUGGAUGCAACACCAGCUUACAGCUUCGGCUCCAAGCAUAAAGACCUUAGGCCCGACGAUGUUCCUGCACCCGGAACCUACCAGCCGGAGAAAGCUGACAAGGUACUUGAUGGAGCACCUUCUUACAGCUUCGGCUCCAAGCAUAAAGACCUUAGGCCCGAUGAUGUUCCUGCACCCGGAACCUACCGGCCGGAAAAAGCUGACAAAGUACUAGCAUCUACACCUUCUUACAGCUUCGGCUCCAAGCAUAAAGACCUGAGGCCGGACGAUGUUCCGGCACCCGGAAGCUACCGGCCAGAGAAAGCUGACAAAGUACUUGCAGGAACACCUUCUUACAGCUUCGGCUCCAAGCAUAAAGACUUUAGGCCUGACGAUGUUCCUGCACCCGGAACCUACCGGCCGGAAAAAGCUGACAAAGUACUAGCUGCUACACCUUCUUACAGCUUCGGCUCCAAGCAUAAAGACCUGAGGCCGGACGAUGUUCCAGCACCCGGAACCUACCGGCCAGAAAAAGCUGACAAAGUACUAGCUGCUACACCUUCUUACAGCUUUGGCUCCAAGCAUAAAAACCUGAGGCCGGGCGAUGUUCCCGCCCCCGGAACCUACCGGCCGGAGAAGGCUUACAAAGUACUUGCUGGAACACCUUCUUACAGCUUCGGCUCCAAGCAUAAAGACCUUAGGCCGGACGAUGUUCCAGCACCCGGAAGCUACCGGCCAGAGAAAGCUGAUAAAGUACUUGCUGGAACACCUUCUUACAGCUUCGGCUCCAAGCAUAAAGAACUUAGGGGUGACGAUGUUCCUGCACCCGGAACCUACCGGCCAGAAAAAGCUGACAAAGUACUAGCUGCUACACCUUCUUACAGCUUUGGCUCCAAGCAUAAAAACUUGAGGCCGGACGAUGUUCCCGCACCCGGAAGCUACCGGCCGGAGAAAGCUUACAAAGUACUUGCUGGAACACCUUCUUACAGCUUCGGCUCCAAGCAUAAAGACCUUAGGCCCGACGAUGUUCCUGCACCAGGGACCUACCGGCCGGAAAAAGCUGACAAAGUACUAGCUGCUGCACCUUCUUACAGCUUCGGCUCCAAGCAUAAAGACCUUAGGCCCGACGAUGUCCCGGCACCCGGAAGCUACCGGCCGGAGAAAGCUGACAAAGUACUCGCUGGAGCACCUUCUUACAGCUUCGGCUCCAAGCAUAAAGACCUUAGGCCCGACGAUGUUCCUGCACCGGGAACCUACCGGCCGGAGAAAGCUGACAAAGUACUAGCUGCAUCCCCGUCUUACAGCUUCGGCUCCAAGCAUAAGGACCUUAAGCCCGACGGUGUUCCUGCACCCGGAACGUACCGGCCAGAGAAAGCUGACAAAGUACUAACUGCAACACCUUCCUACAGCUUCGGCUCCAAGCAUAAAGAUCUUAAGCCCCACGACAUUCCCGCACCCGGCACCUACUACCCCGAGAAAGCUGACAGAGUACUAACCGCAACACCAUCGUACAGCUUCGGUUCCAAGCAAAAACCUCUUAGCCCUAACGGCGUGCCUGCACCAGGUACCUACUGCCCUGAGAAAGCUGACAAAAUACUAGCGGCCACACCUUCCUACAGUUUUGGUUCCAGGCAAAAGGAUCGUGUGCCAAACGGCAUUCCCGCGCCCGGUGCCUACAGCCCCGAGAAAGCUGACAAAGUUCUAGCAGCUACGCCGGCCUACAGUUUCGGUUCCAAGCAUAAAGACCUUAGGCCCGAUGAUGUUCCCGCCCCCGGUGCCUACUGUCCCGAGAAAGCAGACAACGUGCUUGCUGUCACCCCUGCUUACUCCUUUGGUCUCAAGCCAAAGGAUGCUAGACCGGACGACAUUCCUGCACCGUGCAAGUACAACGUCCCGGACACCGACACCUACAAGAGCAAGUCUCCGGCGUACACCCUCAGUUACCGGACCAACAUCCCAUCAGACCAGACGAAGAAGCCCGGACCCGGAGCCCACUCACCCGAGAGAGUGUGGAUGAACAAAAGCAGCUCGCCAAGGUUCACCUUCGGUAUCAGGCACAGCCCGGUAGCCGAGAACCCCAAGUAGACCUUUCACUGCCACGGCAAGCACCGCCAUCUACCGCACAAAACGGCCCGUGGAAGACUAAGAAGUUGAAGUUCCUGAAGAGGGCGGACAACUACGACUGCACAGGCGCCACCUGUGUGCGUCAACCCGAAGGAAAGCCUUGACAAAGAGCACCAAAAGUUGAUGGCCACAAUUUUUGUCUUCCGUUUAGCACCAAGCGAAAAUAUUCGAAGUCUGGGCAUCAUAUAGAACAAGCUAUGGAAAACAACAGGGAGUCGUGUGCAAAGUUCGGGCGAGAACCAGACAUUGUGGAGGCACCCAGCGUGUGCUCCUGAGAAAUAUAUGCAAUAUGCCUUAAGAUGUGUUGCAUCAUGCCACUGUUUUUUUGUUUUUUUUUUACAUAAUAACUUUUGAUACGCUAAAUAAGCUGAAACUAAAACACAUUUUUUCAAGUUCAAUCGAUUUAGCGCACUCUUUAUUUGCUUUAUAAUAUGCCAAUAGGUCAUCAAUUCAUUCUUUUAUCAUUUUUUUUUAAGUUUAAAGUAGAUUUAUUUUGAAGUCUAGAUAUUUUUUUUUUCUACAACUCCGACAAUUUAUUGCCGCUCGUUUGGUCACAUUCCUUAACUGCUUCAUUUCGCCACGCUUUUCACGUCUUCUUACUCACAAUGUUUAGAAAAUGGCUUUAUUUUUACACUCAAAAGAAUAUAAUAAAUAUAAAACGUUUUUUACAAACCAA
Ixodes scapularis (black-legged tick) is the source of this 6378-nucleotide messenger RNA. RefSeq lists its product as uncharacterized. The transcript is spliced from 52 exons. Lineage: Eukaryota; Metazoa; Arthropoda; Arachnida; Ixodida; Ixodidae. The coding region runs from base 63 to 5663 and encodes 1866 amino acids. The record is from RefSeq and is a predicted model, not a curated record.